Molecule: messenger RNA, 2441 nt
Organism: Megalops cyprinoides (Indo-Pacific tarpon)
Lineage: Eukaryota; Metazoa; Chordata; Actinopteri; Elopiformes; Megalopidae
Gene: plod3
Product: procollagen-lysine, 2-oxoglutarate 5-dioxygenase 3
Exons: 19
Coding region: 92-2299 (735 amino acids)
Biological process (GO): peptidyl-lysine hydroxylation
Cellular component (GO): endoplasmic reticulum
Molecular function (GO): iron ion binding; procollagen-lysine 5-dioxygenase activity; L-ascorbic acid binding
Source: RefSeq, a predicted model, not a curated record
CACAUGUGGAAAAAAGAGAAGUCGGGGCUUCACCGUGCAACGUGAAAGAGGGCCGGGGAAACAAGAGGGGAGACUUAGCCGAUCCAAAGGCAUGGAGCGGUCUGUUCUAGCCGUGAUCUGUGCCUUGCUUCUCGGGCUACUUGACUAUGCAAUCGCAGCGGAACAGAAAACCAUCGCCCCAGAGAACCUGCUGGUCAUCACUGCCGCCACAGAGGAGACUGAUGGCUUCAAGAGGUUCAUGCGAUCGGUCAGGGAGUUCAACUACACUGUGAAGGUGCUGGGCCUGGGUGAGGAGUGGAAGGGCGGUGAUGUUGCUCGGACGGUCGGUGGCGGUCAGAAGGUCCGCUGGCUGAAGAAGGAGCUGCAGAAGUACAGCGAGCGCCAGGAGCUGGUCAUCCUGUUCGUGGACAGCUAUGACGUGAUCCUGGCCAGCGGGCCACAGGAGCUGCUGUGGAAGUUCUCCCGGAUUGGUCACCGUGUGGUCUUCUCCGCUGAGGGCUUCUGCUGGCCCGACCAGAGGCUGGCGUCCAAGUACCCGCCCGUCUACACCGGCAAGCGCUACCUCAACUCCGGAGGGUUCAUCGGCUACGCCCCUGAUCUCAGCGCCAUCGUUCGGCAGUGGAAGCACAAGGACAACGACGAUGACCAGCUCUUCUACACCAAGAUCUACCUGGAUAAGGCCCAGCGGACCAAGUUCAACAUGACCCUGGACCAUCGCUCUCGCAUCUUCCAGAACCUCAAUGGAGCUAUUGAGGAGGUGGUGCUAAAAUUUGAGAAGGCUCGUGUCCGUGCCAGGAACGUGGCCUACGACACCCUCCCCGUCGUCAUCCAUGGCAAUGGACCCACCAAGCUGCAGCUGAAUUACCUGGGGAACUAUGUCCCGACAGCGUGGACACAUGAGACUGGCUGCGGCAUCUGCGAUGACGACCUGCUGGACCUGAGUGAAGUGCCGGACGAGGAGAUGCCAAUCAUCCUGAUCGCCGUGUUCAUCGAGCAGCCCACACCCUUCCUGGAGGAGUUCCUGGAGAGGCUAACCACCUUCAACUACCCCCUGAGCAGACUGAGGCUCUUCAUUCACAACAAUGUGGUCUACCACGAGCAGCACAUCCAGAAGUUCUGGGACCGCCACCGGGCCCUAUUCCCAGACACCCGGGUCGUGGGGCCAGAGGAGAACCUGCAGCACGACCAGGCCAGAACCAUGGCAGUGGAGGCAUGCCGGGAUGACCCCACUUGUGAUUACUACUUCAGCAUCGACUCUGAUGUGGCCAUCACCAACCCAGACAUCCUGCGGAUCCUGAUUGAGGAGAACAAAUCGGUCAUCGCCCCUAUGCUGUCCCGCCAUGGGAAGCUGUGGUCCAACUUCUGGGGCGCGCUGAGCCCAGAAGGGUUCUACUCCCGCUCUGAGGAUUACAUCGACAUUGUCCAGGGCAAGCGUGUCGGGCUGUGGAACGUGCCCUACAUCACUCAGGUGUACCUGAUCCGAGGGUCCACACUGAGAACGCGGCUGAGCCAGGUCAGCCUGUACAAACAGGAGGGGAUGGACCCCGACAUGGUGUUCUGCAGAGCGGUGCGAGACCAGGGAGUGUUCAUGUUUGUGUCGAAUAGAGAUGAUUUUGGGCGACUGGUCUCCUCCACCAACUACAAUAUCAGCCGACUGCACCCUGACUUGUGGCAGAUCUUCGACAACCCUGUGGACUGGAGGGAGAAGUACGUCCAUGAGAACUACUCUAAGAUCUUCGAUGAGGAUGAGAACAUUGUGGAGCAGCCCUGCCCGGAUGUGUACUGGUUUCCAGCCUUCUCAGACAGGAUGUGUGAUGAGCUGGUGGAGACCAUGGAGGACUUUGGCCAGUGGUCUGGAGGGAAGCACAAGGACGAGCGCCUGUCUGGGGGUUAUGAGAACGUGCCUACGGUGGACAUCCACAUGAACCAGAUCGGCUAUGAGAAGGAGUGGCUCAAAUUCCUCAAGGAGUACAUUGUCCCUGUCACCGAGAAACUCUACCCUGGCUACUAUCCCAAGGCCCAGGCCGUGAUGAACUUUGUGGUGCGAUACCGGCCUGACGAGCAGCCCUCCCUGCGGCCCCACCACGACUCGUCCACCUUCACCGUCAACAUCGCCCUCAACAGCAAGGGCAAGGACUUCCAGGGUGGGGGAUGCAGGUUCCUGCGCUACGACUGCAAAGUAGAGGCUCCCCGAAAGGGCUGGUCCUUCAUGCACCCCGGCCGCCUCACGCACUACCACGAGGGGCUGCCCACCACCCAGGGAACGCGCUACAUCAUGGUCUCCUUUGUCGACCCAUAAUGCAUUGGGGCAGGGGGCUAAGGACUCAGUGAUCUGGUCUGGUUGCAGGCGGAGGGCAGUGUAAAAUAAUUAUUGUGUGUGAUGGGGGGGCCCUAGUUGCCUAAAAUGCUUUAAGCAACUCGCCCAUCUAAUGUAGGCAGGC